UUUGAAACGUGGCCACCCAAUGUACCAUAGUGCGUUGUUCGCCUGGCCACCCAGAAUAUGGCGCGGGUCCCUAUGCAUAAACCUGGAAGGCUCGAUCAACUUUAAGAAAACCAAGAACCACAUGGCCCACGGGGAAGCUUCAAAGCAAGCACCCUCAAUUCUGGCGGCCGCUAAUUGGACAUCGUCUGAGACGGCACUUUUCCCGGAUCCCGAUUUCCUACCAAGAACACCGGGUUCGGUUCGUGACUCGGAAUCGCGGACAUUCUACGGAUAUGGGUCGAAGAAAAUUCUUGUUAGAGUAAUGAGAAACGCAGUGGAUUACAAAUACGUCCAAUCGGUAGACGUUUAUUUUAACUAAUAAUUGUAACCAAGCUGCCGGCACACAGUGCCUACUUGAUUGCACGCAGUCUUCAACUCAACAAUCCUCCUAGACUGCUGCGGUCAAGCCGAUCAUCCCAGCCAGCUUCUCCGUCCUGAUCCUGGCUAGUGGCUUCGUGAUAAGGUCCGCCACCAUGUCCUCCGUUGGACAGUAAACGCAGCUUACCUCCCCCUUCUCGAUCUGGUCCUUCGUGAAGUGGAAUCGCGUGGCAAUGUGCUUCGUCCUGUUGCUGAACUUCUCGGCAGACAGCAUCUUCAAGCAGCUUUGAUUGUCUUCCUGGAUAACGACUUGCUGCUCGUUGUUCAGCUCUCGCAAAAGCACCUUCAGCCACAGCGCCUCCUGCACCGCUUCGGAAAGCGAUACAAACUCGGCCUCGGCGGUUGAUAGCGACACACAGCUCUGCUUCCUGCAUGCCCAGCUCACCGUUCCGCCGUUGACCUUGAACACGAACCCGCUGUUGGAUUUUCUGUCCUCUCGGUUCUCCGCCCAGUCGGCGUCGCAGAAUCCAACGAUCCCGCUGUCGGUUCCGUUCUGGCUCAGUCGCAAUCGGUAAUCUUUGGUUCCUUUCAGAUACCUCACGACCCGCUUCAGCUCGUUCCAGUCGUCCUGCGUUGGCCUGCUGGUCUUGCGGCUCAAGAUGGACACCGCCGCCGAGAUGUCCGGCCUCGUGUUGACGGCAAUGUACAGCAGCUUCCCAACCAACUUCUGGUACUCCUUGUUGUCCGGAAGAGGCUCCUCCUCCGACUCGCGCUUGAUGUACCCCGGAUCCAGGGGAACGGUGGACACCUUCGCGUCCGCAAGUCCGCUCGACUCGACGACUUCUCCGUUGGCUCAGGAAGUAAUCACCUUGUGCGUUCUUCUCGAUGCCAUCUCCAUGCCGAGGUAGAACCGGAUGUCUCCCAGCACGCUCAUCUCGAAGUUUUGCUGCAGCGCUCCGGCCAAGGCCUCGAUCAUCUUCGAAUCUUCGCUCGCAACAAUCAAGUCAUCCACGUACACAAGAACAUAGCAUCAACGUCCAGCUCGUCGCUUGCGGUACAGGCACGUGUCCGCCACACACCGCUCGAAUCCUUGCCGCUUCAAGGCAUCGUGAAGCUUCUGAUCUGGAAUCUGGACUGCGCCGCCUGCUUCAGUCCGUACAGGCUCUUCUUCAGCUUGCACACCUUGCCUUUUGCGCCUUCGAAUCCGCGUGGCUGACGCAUGUAAAUCUCCUCCUCAAGAUCGCCGUAUAGGAAGGCGGUCUUGAUGUCGUACUGCUUCACGGUCAUGCGUUUCUUCGCAGCAACAGCCAUCAGCGCGCGAAAAGUCGUUUGUCGCACCACCGGCGCGAACACCUCGUCGUAGUCGGUCCUGUAUUGUUGGCUGAAUCCUUGCGCAACCAACCGUGCCUUGAACCGCAACAUGCGACCAUCCGCGUCCCGCUUGAUUUUGUAGACCCAUUUCGAGCCAACAGCUUUCCGAACAUCGUCGGCAUCAUCGUAUUCGCUGGAGUCGCUCGAAUUGUCCUCGAGUGUCUGAGAAAUGGUGGACACGGGUAGACCUUUGCCAGAACGAUAAAGUCUUUGUACUUGCCUGGAAGGAUGUGCUCCCGACCGCUGUGCCCCAACACCCCUGACCCGGGUGGUUUGGAAAUGUUUUGCGGAGGGAGUACGUUGGUCAUGGUGGAACUACUGCCAGCUACUUGGUCAUCGACCACAGCAUCGGUCCUAGGCCCAGGGACCACAGCUUCCACCACAGGCUCUUCGUGGCCGUCGUCUUCGAGGACACCAUCAACAUCGAGAGGCUGCUCCUCCUCAACGGCAACCGGUUCCGGCGAAACCAGUCCAGGCUGAUGCGCGGCAUCAACCUUCGGAGUUGUACCGAAGUCAAGGGAAAUUACCUCCGGUUUCUU
Culex quinquefasciatus (southern house mosquito) is the source of this 2267-nucleotide messenger RNA. RefSeq lists its product as uncharacterized. The coding region runs from base 20 to 358 and encodes 112 amino acids. Lineage: Eukaryota; Metazoa; Arthropoda; Insecta; Diptera; Culicidae. The record is from RefSeq and is a predicted model, not a curated record. The transcript has 2 exons.